Thamnophis sirtalis is the source of this 699-nucleotide messenger RNA. Lineage: Eukaryota; Metazoa; Chordata; Lepidosauria; Squamata; Natricidae. The record is from RefSeq and is a predicted model, not a curated record.
CUUCCACUGUGCUUCCACUCCCUUCCUCCGAGCUUAUUGGUUCCUUUUCUCCCCGCCGAAGGAGUAAUUUUCUUGUAGCUCCUCCCCUCUCCCCCCACUCCGGGACUGCGAGUUCGGUGCUGUUGGAGGAGCGGGAAGAGGAGGGGACGGCAGCCGGGACAGGACAUGCCCCGCAAGAGGCCGUUCAGCGCUAAGCAGAAGAAGAAGCAGCUGCAGGAUAAACGCGAGCGAAAGCGGCAGGGCUUUCAAGAUGGCGUGAGGUCAAGUUCAAACAGCCGGAGCGGCAGUCAUGAUCGACACGAGGAGCACACGGACACGUCGGAUAGCGAGUCUUUCUCUCUGCAGGUUCGCAAGCUCAACCAGCAGCCUCAGAUCCGCAAGCCGGGUGAACGAGGCUAUGAUCCCAACAGAUACCGGCUGCACUUUGAGCGGGAAAGCAGAGAGGAAGUGGAGCGGAGGAAAAAAAUUGCCCGGGAGAAAAUCUUGGAACCGGUGCCAGAAAUUGAGACAGAGGUGGACAUAGAAGAUGUUUACAAGACUGGCUCAGUACUAGAUUUUCCUAAACGUCCCCCUUGGAAUUACCAAAUGAGCAAGGAUCAGUUGUUGGCCCGAGAGGAGAAGUGUUUCCGGGAAUAUCUUGAGAAUAUCUAUAGUACAUUCCAGCCCAACCAGUUGAGUUACUUUGAGCACAAUCUGGAG